Molecule: messenger RNA, 1719 nt
Organism: Notothenia coriiceps (black rockcod)
Lineage: Eukaryota; Metazoa; Chordata; Actinopteri; Perciformes; Nototheniidae
Gene: sowahd
Product: sosondowah ankyrin repeat domain family d
Exons: 2
Coding region: 260-1234 (324 amino acids)
Molecular function (GO): protein binding
Source: RefSeq, a predicted model, not a curated record
UUCCUCUUGUAAAGGAAAAGAGGAUAUCAAAUUGGCUCUAUAGCUUGAGAAAUCCUUGAACCAUAAAUCCAUAUAUUGUCUCUUCACCCACAACACUGGAAGGGGAAUACUAAGGUUUAAUGGUCGAAACAAUUGGAAGGACUUUGGACACAGGAAUGAGUGGAGUUGAGGGAAACUGUCCCCAGCUGAUAAAUUGACACUGAUAUCUUCGGGGUGUUGUCUAAAAUAAAGGAAGUAGCGUUGAGCUCACUCGGGCAGCAUGAAUGAGGGCAGAUCGGGUGAAGCUGGCCGUGGACCAGCGGUCAGUAACACCGACACCCACGGCAGCCGGAGGUCCAGACAGGGCAGCGUUGUGGAGCGACUCUCUCGGUAUGGCAUGCAGGUCAUGCCCAGCGCUUUCCAGCGUAGGUCGCGGCCGCAGAGGCAGCUGGAGGUCACUAACAGCUGCGAGCCGGGGGCACACCAGAGGGAGGAUCCGGAGAGAAGCUCUCUCACACCCGCUAUGCGUAAGAAAUACCUGAAAGAGUUGCUUUUGGGCAAACCGUCGCACAGCGGGCUGAGCAGCGUGCUUUCACAGACCUACAGUGUGUGUUCCGAGCAGGACGCCGCAGACUGGGCGCUGUAUGCGAUGGAGCACGCCUGGAUGUUGUCUGCAGUGGAGGGGAACUAUGAAACCCUCCUGGAAUUCAUCUCCGAGGACCCCUGUCUGUUGAACAGGAGGGAUUUCAUCAGCGGGUACUCGGUGCUGCAUUGGCUGGCAAAGAGAGGACAGGACGAGACUCUGCUCAAACUUUUGCGGUUCGCACAAGAUGCGGGGAUCCCGGUGAACGUGAAUGUGCAGGGCAGCGGCGGGCUGACCCCGCUGCAUGUGGCCAGCCAGCACAGACACUUCAUGGUCAUCAAGCUGCUGGUCGGAGCCUUCAGUGCCAACGUAGAUGCCAUGGACUACAAUGGGAAGAGAGCCUGGCAGUAUCUGCCGGGAGACGCCCCGCCUGAGAUGAAGGAGCUGCUGGGGACCUGGGAUGACGAGCACAGCUGCGAAGGAUGUGCACAAAAUGUCUACAAAAACGUCAACAACAGCGCUGGCUCAAUGAACUUGACCGCAUAUGAUGAGGUCGAUCAUGGAGAGACAGAUAUGCACUCCUUCGACCGGACUAAGAGGGGGGGCAGCUGGGGGUUUGGCUCUUUAAGGAAGCUGCUACCAUCCUUUUCAUUUCUUGGAAACAAAAGCUGAGUGUUUGACAGGCCUUCAAAUAUGUGAAUUAUUUUACAUUAUCUUCAGUUUCCAGUGUAAUGAAGCAAAUUCUGCCUAUAUCUGUAAAAGUCUUGGAGUAGGCUACUUGAGUAUUCAUCAAAAUGCUCAUUAUAGGGCAGUGUUGCUCUUUAAAAUCAACACUUAUUACUAGUUUUAAUAUUUAGUUUGAUUUCCUGUUGAAUGUUUGUGAUCCAAAAGGGAUAACAGUUUUCUAAUGUUUGCCUUCGUCAAUGACUUUAAAAUACUUACCUCAUGCCUUUAAAUGUAACUGCUCGUUACUCAUUUGUACACCAUGUCAAAUAGAUAGCUUGUCUUUAAGUGAUCACUGCACUAUUUUUAACCCUUAGUAUAGGGCAUCAAUGUUUCUAUUCACACUCACAGAAAAGCAUCCAUUUGAUGUACUGCACUUCAAUAAAUGAUUGUGGCAACUCAUUGAACCCAAAUAAUAAAGCCUACUGCCUGUA